Molecule: messenger RNA, 4076 nt
Organism: Symbiodinium sp. CCMP2456
Lineage: Eukaryota; Dinophyceae; Suessiales; Symbiodiniaceae
Source: the annotation of a GenBank genome assembly
AUGUCGCCCUCGCUGGGACCGCAAAGCAGUGGCCAACCAUUGCGCCCUGUGACUCCGUUCUUCAGUGAGGGCGAAGCCAGCGAUGCGUUCAGCGAACCUUCAGCCUCGCCUGUGCGACAAAGGUCGUCGCCAGGAUCGCCCGCCGGCGUUCACUCACCAACAUCUCUCACAUCCGACUCUGCCCGAAGACGUGGCAGCAUUGUCAACGUCCGUGCGGAGUUUAUAAAGGCUCGAAAAGAAGAUGAGCCAGAAAGAACGCACACUCAGAAAGAGAAGUAUCGUAAGAUCGGCAUCGAUGUGAUGACAAGCAGCUGUAUUUCGAACCUGAUGGCCGCGGUCGUUUUGCUGGAUGCUUACUGCACCUGCGCAGACAUCGAUGCGAGAGCCGCUGGGGAAGAGCCCGGGCUCGAGCUUGCGAUUCUCUCAGAUUUUUGUCUGGGCCUCUACACCUUGGAGCUUGUGGUGCUGACCUGUCUGCAGGGUUGUUCUGUCUUCAGAGACUGGCUCGUUCUCCUGGACCUUACUAUUGUUCUGUGCGGUUACUUGGAGCUUUUGCUGAACUUCGUGGCACCAGGCGAUAUAGUUGGAAACCUCGGCAUCCUGCGCGCGUUACGGCUUGUCAGGAUCGUUCGGCUGAUGAGGCUUCUGCGGCGGAUACGUGCCCUGCGCGAGCUGCACAAGCUAGUGACAAUGAUGGCUACGUGCCUGAAGGCUUUGCUUUGGUCCUUCGUUUUCUUGUCCGGCAUAAUGACCGUUUGGGCCAUGCUCAUGGUAGAGAUUGUUCACCCGAUCAUUCGCGAUAUGACCUUUGAUCAGUGCGAUGACUGCAGCAGAGCAGUAGCAUCUGUCAUGCGUGCCAACCUGCUGCUGUUCAAGACCGUUAUUGCAGGCGACAGUUGGGGUGAUAUUGCUGUACCGGUUAUUGAAUCUAAUCCCUACACAGCCUUCAUUUUUAUGGGAUCGCUGCUGACACUUGUUUUUGGCGUGUUGAAUCUCAUUGUUGCCGUAGUUGUAGACACAUUUGCAGAAGCUCGCGAGCAAGAUGUGUUGAACCUGGCACAAGAGAUGGACCAAAACGUGGAGGAAGACAGAAUGAAACUCCAAAGGCUUUUCAAUCGGAUAGACGCCGAUGGGAGUGGCCGUCUGACACUAGACGAGCUGAUGGAGGGGGCCCGCAAGGAUCCCGAACUUCAGAGCCGAUUACGUGUCAUGGACAUUGAUGAAGUGGACUUACAGCAACUUUUCGAAAUGAUCGAUGUGCAAAGAGAGGGUGCAGUCGAGGCACAGGAGUUCAUCGCGCCACUCAGCAGGUGGGUGCAUGAUUCGAAGACGGCCCCUCGGUUCAUCAAGUACAACAUGGUUCGAACGAUGCAGAACCAAGAAGAGCUUUUUGACCUGUCUCGCGACUAUUUCGAUUUUUUGGCCAUGCGAGUCGACAGCCUGUCGGAAAGUCUGCAGAAACUUACAGCGGCGCAAGGGUUGCAGACUGGGCCUGCAGCCCAGUCCGAGAUGUCCGAGCAGAUGCGUGAUUUGGACCAUGGGAUCGCCACCGGUGAGGGAUGCAUCGAGGCCCCAAACGCCUCUGUGAAGUCUCAACCGCAAUUGCUUGAAACUCCGACAGAGCCCCCGGCUGUCUCCGGCUUGCGAAAGGAACAGGACCCCCGCAACAGCAAGGAUGCCUGUGCCGGUAUGAACCCAACGAGUUCCUGCACAGAGUCAACGACACUGCAUAUAGCCGAUGCGAUGCAGACCUUGGAGCGAUUCGUUCACAAGGCCACAGAAGAGUCGCUGAGGAAGACUGUGACGCUGAUUGAACAAUCCCUGCAGGGCACAAAUCUUGACGAGAUGCUGUCCAGAAUCGCAUCUCUGCAUACCACUCCCCAGCUACAAAGUGCUUUCAUUGACGUGCAACUUUUAUCUGUGUGGCUAGCAGCUCGCAGCAAGGAUUCGAACGUCCUCAUUGGCCUCGUGCUAGACACACCCGCAGAUCUGAACGACGCCUUGACGACGAUGGCCUGGAGCGCGUCGAUCGGGUGGGGUCAUGGUUCUCUCGGCAGGAUUCCCCUGGCCGGGGCUUUGACAGGCAGCUGUCACCUGGCCGCUCAAGCAGACUCCGACCUGAUGGGCUUGGGCCGAGCCUUGGGCAAUCUGGGUCUCUUGCCAGAUUCGCAUCCAAAGACGCCAAAGACAGAUCUUCGUCCAAUCCGGGUUCCCGAAGGACGUCGCUACACGUCGGUGAGGAUCAUGCAGUGGGAGCAUUUAAUCAUGAUUCUCCUUGCGAGUGAAGCACCUGAGCUUGGCACCAUGCCGGAAACGAACCUGGCGAGCCCUGGACCAAUUUUCAGUACUGCAGCCGCUGUGCCCACGCAGGCCAUGCCAGCAGCAGACCCCGCGCCGAAGCCUUGGAGACCCUCCUGGCUCACCGACGAGGAGGCUGCCGUGUUUUGCCAGCCGGGAGCCGCUGAGGCCAUGGAGGCUCAAGCAAGAGAAGUGGUGCAGACGGCAGCAGAGGCUGCCAUGCAGGACGCGGCAGAGGCACCCCUUUCCUGGCAGGUCGACGAGCAGGACCCAGCAUUGCGCUGUCCGCCGAUCGUGCCACCGAGAGGUACCACGGUGACUUCUGGUGUCGAGUUGACUCCCACUGCUGCUGCAAGCGCAGGAGUGUCUUCGAUGGGCUCGGGAUUCUUGACAGGAAAUGCUCCUGCAUCAGGAGACCUUGACAAGGCCACAGCAAAGUCAGUGGAGAGCAAGCUGCCCAAAGUCGUGGGACCUCGUGUUAUUGCGGGCCCGGGCGUCAUUGCGCCGAAGGUCCCCAUGAACCCGAUCAAGCCGUCAACAGAGAUGCCUGUCCCAACAGUUAGCGUGCCUCUGCCUGCCGCAGCAGGUGCGACAGUCCAGGUUCGCCCGGAAAUGCCACUGUUGCAGCCGCGUGGCAUGCAGCUCAAAUUGGCCAGAGGAGCAGUGCCGACAAUGCCAAUUAGUGGCACAGGUCCCAGCGCUUCGUCCUCCGCCACCACCCCGGCAUCUACAUCAGCAACCACUGCGCCAUCUCCGGCCGCCGUGGUACCUCGCGCUGCGGGAAUGGCCGUACCACCGCGCAUGCCCACUUCGCCGGUUCAACCGGUUCGGGGGCCUCAGCCGCCAAAGGCUCCUCCGCCGGCGGGGCUUGUCAACAAAGUGGUGCAGUCAACAACUGCAGCCAAGGCUCCUGGAGCCGAACUUUCGAGUGACGCCUGCAGGAGCCCACACAAAGAGCGGGCGCCAGAGGUGAAAGCUCCGACAGCAGCGCCCCCCGUGGUGCCAGCGCUUUAUCCGCAGCUGUCGCCUCCGGCGCGGCCGUCGCUUCCGCUGUCGCCAGCCCCUGGCUUGGGAGAGGAUGCGCGCGUCUCUGGCACCACGGCCUCGAAGAAUGCUCCUCCAGAGCCGCCGUAUCAGCAUCCAGUGCACCAGCCAACUCGUCAGCCACCUCCACCACCACUUCCACCGAUUCCGCCGCCUCCGCGGGACGUGGAGGUGGUUGACAGGAGGCCCUUCGGCCGGCGGCCUCUUAGAGAGGCCAUAGGAGGAUGGACAGCUGAGACUUACUUCCAGAAGGAAUCCUUGGAUCUCAGCUGCUUUCGAGCCGCGCUCGGAGACCUCGGCCUCUCGAGCCCAGAGGACGUGACAUUCCUUCUUGACGAAGAUCUUCGACAGGUCGGUCUGAACCUGGUUCAGGUUCGCAAGCUGCAGUCAAGGGCCCGCCAGUGGGUCAAAGAAGACGUGGCCCAACAGGCAGCCGUGGCGACGGAUGCCCCAUGUCGUUCAACAGAUCGAAAGCGCUGCUGUGAGUCGGCGAAUGAAGACGAGCGUAUCGCCAAGCCUCGUCUAUCCGAACCGCCAAGGCCCUUUGGCAUGUGCGGCCGGAACUUCCCUCGUCGCUUGAUCUUCAUCAGGCAUGGUGAGUCGGAAGCAAACGUGAACCGCAAGAUCACAGCGACGGUCCCUGACCAUGAUCUGCACUUGACUGAGAGGGGUCGGCAGCAAGCCGCCGAAGCAGGGCAGAGAUUGGCGAGCCUCGUGGGCGAGGGCUCAGUGAG